CAUGGUUUGGGGUUACUAAUCUGUCUGCCCCUACCUCCACCUCCUCCCUGUUCUGUCCCCCUCCUGGACUGGCUGGCAUGCGCCUGGAAUAAAAAUGUGUAAGGCCUUUUGUCCUGUUGGUUCGGUGGAACAGCUCUACCCUCAGACAGGAGAAUAGGAGCUCGGUGAGAACAGGUCUUUCUUCUCUCAAAAGAGGAGAGAAACAUGUCUACUUGAAUAGGAGCAGAAGAAGAAGAAAGAGGAAGACCCUCAGUCUCAUCAGCCUGGAGAUGCACUUGGUAUUUCAUUCAAUUUCUUCAGUUGUUCCUUUGCUAUGUGUGAUCUUGAUACUAUUUCUCUAAACUGUCAGAGGCACCAAGUAAAAAAAAAGUUUAUAGCCUGCUUCUGUUUGUGUUAAGUAAUUUGUCUGAUAAGACAAGAGGCUUGCUCUGGUCAGGCGAGCUGCACACUGAGUGUUACCCAAGCUAAACCUGAGGGAGGAUUAUAGGGGUUAUGAAAAAUAUACUGAUUAAUUGUGAUGUUUUCUGUUACAUCACACUCUCUCCCUCUCUGUUUUUUUAGAAGACAAAUGGGGUCAGAGCUGUCUUUGGAAAGCAGUUUUCUCUUUGAUAUGGAUUCAGCCUGCAGCUCCUGACGUUUACUGAGCAAAAAGGAUAGAAGAGAGGAGAGGACGCUGGUGCAGUUUACAUACAGGCUGGUAGAUAGACCAGUACACUCACAAUCAGUUCAGGAUGGUAGAAUCAGCUGAGGACAGAGAGACGAUGACCAGCCAGCAGGCUCUGUGUGACCCUGUGCAGAAGACCAGCAAACGCAUCUCCACUCUCAAAUUGUUCAUUAUAGCGUUGUCCUUCGCCUAUUUCUCCAAGGCCCUGACAGGGACCUACAUGAAGAGCUCCAUCACUCAGAUUGAGAGACGAUUUGACCUCUCCAGCACGCACAUUGGACUCAUAGAUGGCAGUUUUGAGAUGGGCAACUUGUUAUUUCUAGCCGUGGUCAGCCAUUUUGGUGCAAAGCUUCAUCGGCCCAGACUCAUUGCUGUGGGUUGUUUCCUGAUGGCUGUGGGGGCCUUUCUCACCGGCUUGACACAUUUCUUCAUGGGGCGCUACAAGUACGACACAAUCAUCCAGGCUUUCCAGAAUGACUCUGUGAGCAUUGCUGCCUGUAUGGAAACAGAAGAUGUGCCCGAAAUUCAGAUUGAGCCCUCUAUGGAAGACAGCAAAGUCUGUGUGAAAGAGUCUAGUUCACACAUGUGGAUCUAUGUGUUCCUGGGGAACGCACUGCGGGGGAUUGGAGAAACCCCAGUCACACCUCUGGGCAUCUCCUACAUCGAUGAUUUUGCUAAAGCUGAAAACUCUCCCUUCUACAUCGCUUGUCUCCAGACUAUUACUCUCCUGGGCCCCAUGUUUGGUUUCCUCCUGGGCUCCUACUGUGCCAAACUAUACGUUGACAUUGGCUAUGUUGAUAUGGAGACUGUGACCAUCACCCCUAAAGAUGCCCGCUGGGUAGGAGCCUGGUGGUUGGGCUUCAUGGUGUCCUCCGGCCUCUUGCUCAUUUCCAGUAUUCCCUUUUGGUUCCUUCCCCGCUCGCUGCCCAAGCAGGGGGGGGAUAAGGACAAGCCAACACCUGUCCAAGAAAUUCUGGAUGGGACAGAGGAUGCCCUCAACAACAACCACAACUUGAAGCUAACUGAAAUCGCAAAAGGAUUUCUUCCCUCGCUAAAGCGUCUGUUGGGAACUCCUGCCUACUUCCUGCUUCUUUGUGGCAGCAUCCUGAAGUUCAACUCCUUCAUUGGCCUGUUCACCUUCAAAGCCAAAUACAUGGAGCAACAGUUUGGACAGUCCGCAUCCAGAGCCAACUUCCUAAUAGGUGUGGUGAACCUGCCAGCAGUGGCAGUGGGGAUCUUCCUGGGAGGGCUGCUGAUGAAGAGGUAUAAACUGAGCGUGGUGUCCGGGGCUCAGCUCUCUUUUUGCACGUCCUUCUUGGCGUACCUCCUCUUACUGCUGCAGUUUGGCACCAAGUGUGACAACAUUCCCGUGGCAGGGCUCACCAUCUCCUACAACGGGUCAGAGCUGAGACAUGAAUGGACAAGGAGUGUAUCGGACAACAGUGAAAUGCUCUUCUCAGAGUGUAACAGAGACUGCUCAUGUUCAGCAGAGGAGUGGGACCCCGUGUGUUCAGACAGUGGCAUCACCUACAUUUCUCCGUGUAUGGCUGGCUGCCUCAACUCCAGUGGAUAUGGCAAGAACACAGUUUUUCACAACUGCAGCUGUGUGUCUGCCUCCUACCCAGCAGGCAGCAGUACGUCAGUGAGGCUGGGCCAGUGCCCCCAUGCCAAGGACUGUAGCCGGAGUUUCACCUCCUACAUGGCUGUGUCUGUCCUCAGCUCCUUCAUCAACUCUCUGGGAGCCACUCCUGGCUAUAUGGUCAUUAUGCGAUGUAUCUCACCAGAGCUCAAAUCCCUUGCGCUGGGUAUGCAGGCCUUGGUCACUAGGACUCUUGGUGGAAUUCCUGCACCAGUAUAUUUUGGAGCCCUGAUUGACUCAACUUGCCUCAAAUGGUCGCUCAAGAAAUGUGGCGGCAGAGGGGCGUGUCGCAUUUAUGACGCUGAUACGUACAGGACCAUCUUCCUGGGUCUGAUCACUUGUCUCAGCGGUUCUUCCUAUUUCUUCAUCAUUGCCGUUAUAGUCCUCCUCAGACGCCAGUUCCGGAAGUCUGACCAAGAAACAAAGACACAACGAUCAAAAGCUUCAAAGGAAAUUGAACUUCGGACCCCAUCAAACCCCAAUGAGGACCGACCCAGUGCUCCUAAAACUCAGAAGCUCUCUCUUGCCCCCAGAGUUUGCGCAAAGAUUGUGAUAGAACCUGAGGUGGGAGGGGAGGUUCACAGUACAGAACUGCUCCCACCCUCCAGUCAUAACACACUGGAGACCACUGCUGAGGUAACUCCUCCUAGUCAUGGAGCUAAGAUAGAGAUGGACGGGCUGACAUCAGAGGAGGAGGUGAAAGAUGGAAAUGUCUGUGAGGAGAACACUGCACAGGUGAAAGAAGAGGAGCUGGACCAUCACAUCAGGGACAAGAAUGAGUCAGAGAAAGAAACAGCACAAAGCAAAGAAACUGACAACCAACAAAAAUAAGUCAUUUACAGUAUGGUUUCAACUACAUGGCCAAAUGGGAUCAUUCCUGAAAUGUUUCCCAGUUAGGUCAAUGGUCACAAUCAAUUGGAUUGUCAAGAUGGAUUAUAUGCGUCUGGGCUAACCUCCUCUAUGCUAACAGUAUUAUUUUCUAUUUUACUGUAUUACAGGAUAGAGCUGUUACAUUACACUUAGUCCUGAAGAGGAAAGGGGCUAUCAGUGGUCCGAUUUCCACUUCUGCAUAAAUUACAACAUAGAAACAUAUCACAAUAUCGAGUGUUAAAAUGGGAAAGUGCUGGAUGUGGGCAGUGACCGAUGAUUCAAUGUGCUGAGACUGUGUAGUGACAAGUUUUGAAUCAUGUGUACAAAUGAUUACAGAUCAGCCCUGCAAGGCCCAAAGUGAACACGAUAGAGAGCAAACUCCUCGGCUAAAACAAUGUAAAUGUUUUUUGUUAAAAUUAAAAACUUUAAAUUAAAAGGCCUUGAAUGAGUAAUAUUAUUGUCGCAUUAUAUUCUGCAUAUCUGAACAGUCUCAAAAUGCUUCAUGAAUACCUGAAUGAUUUUCAUAAAACCAUGCUGUGGAGACAAAGAAAUAAUGAAAGUUACUGCCCUGUUAGGUUCCUUACUUAUUUGCUAAAAGAGAAAAUUGAG
This is a messenger RNA of Scomber japonicus (chub mackerel), 3782 nucleotides long. RefSeq names its product solute carrier organic anion transporter family member 1C1-like. Lineage: Eukaryota; Metazoa; Chordata; Actinopteri; Scombriformes; Scombridae. Bases 732 to 3134 code for a protein of 800 amino acids. The record is from RefSeq and is a predicted model, not a curated record. Gene Ontology annotation, cellular component: membrane. Gene Ontology annotation, molecular function: protein binding. Gene Ontology annotation, biological process: transmembrane transport; sodium-independent organic anion transport. The transcript is spliced from 15 exons.